Messenger RNA from Hirundo rustica (Barn swallow), 3614 nucleotides. Its product is annotated as endogenous retrovirus group K member 5 Gag polyprotein-like. Gene Ontology annotation, biological process: viral process. Gene Ontology annotation, molecular function: zinc ion binding; nucleic acid binding. The coding region runs from base 66 to 2009 and encodes 647 amino acids. The record is from RefSeq and is a predicted model, not a curated record. The transcript is spliced from 3 exons. NCBI's taxonomy places the organism in Eukaryota, Metazoa, Chordata, Aves, Passeriformes, Hirundinidae.
CCAGCGGCUCACUGGCUUUUGAAUUGCCUGCCCGUGACGAUUCAAACACUGCUGCAUUUCUGCGGAUGGGCGCACGUCCAAAACUAUCUCAGAUUUUACAGGUGUAUCCAGAACUUGAAAGCCUUUUGAAAACUCGACAUACUCCAUCAAAGGCAGGGAAAGAAACAACAGAUUCAAUUAGUACUGCGAGCCCGCAGAAGCCAGCUGUCGACGUGUCAUCGUCACCCAGGGGCGGGACAGCGAAACCACAAUCACGGAGAGCAUCAAUCACACCGAGCGAGGCACCUUUCAGCAGCGAGACACCUACGUUACACCGCUUCUUUCCAGUUUCAUAUAAGAAAUCAACUUCUUCAGAACAGCAGUUCAAACAAAAGCCGAGAGAACCUUUGCCGAUGGUGAGGGACGAUGAAGCUGCAGAAGAUCAGGACAUGUCAAUUACUGAUGACGACAUCAUCUGCAUCACUGCUUCAGAGGGCAUUCCUGUCCGGAAAGCAAAAGCUCUUGAGUUUUCACGGCAAGCUUCAUCCUUCUUGUUAUCUAAGGACUUUAUGAGGCAGUUUUUCUGGCAAUUCAGUGAAGCAGCUUCAGAAUUUCAACAUGACCCCAUGUCUCCUUUCUCUCGAAUUUUUCUUCCAAGGAAAGGUGCUGCAGAGAAAUUUGAUGAUGCCCAGCAAUCCCUGGUUCCUGUUCUUCGGGAAAAGGAAAAGGAAACAAAACAGGAUGAGGUGCAGCCUCAAAAACAGGUGGAUCCUGGAAAGGAUGAAGCAGCAGCAAAGCUGCAAACACAGCAGUCAAUUCCAGAGUCGGACAAGACACAGGCUUCUGGUGCACCGGAAUUUCUUGCAACAGACUGGACAGACAUAAGGAAAUAUGCAUUGAAAGGGGGGACGCUUCCGCUGGGUUCAAGAGGUAUGGCCAUGCCAGUGACCUAUGAUGCACAGGAUGCAAACCCAAGAUGGGAGCGAUUGGAUCAUGAAGUCGCCAGGGAUCUGAUGAAAGCCGUUCGUGAUAAUGGAUUGGGGUCUCCAUACUUCAAACAACUUUUAAAAGGGACAUUUAAUAUAUAUGAUUUAACACCAUUUGACCUCAAAUCCCUUGCUUCAAUGAUCCUGACUGACUCACAAUUUAUCAUCUGGGAAGCAAAAUGGAGAAAAGCUCUUAAUGAGCUCAGAGUCAAAUACCAGGGGAGAGCGAAUGCAGGCCUCACCGUUGGUCAAUUGGCCGGUGAUCCAGCACUUGACAGUCCAGCACAUCAAGCCAAGCUUUUUCCUCGAGAAGUGUUGACAGACAUCAAGAAUGCAGCCAGAAAGGCCAUGGUGCAAAUUCCACCAGCAGGAGUUACAGAAAGUAUUUUCACAGAUAUAAAGCAAGGUCCUUCAGAAUCCUUCACCUCAUUCGUCGAUCAUCUCACACAAGCAGUGGAUAGACAAGUCACUGAUGAGGGGGUGAAGUCACAUUUGAUUCGGUGUCUUGCAUUUGCAAAUGCCAAUCCAGAAUGCAAACGUGUCAUCAGUGCAAUGCCAGGUCAACCCACCAUGGCAGAAAUUCUGGAGGCAUGCAGCAAGGUCGGGACACCACAGCACGUUGCCACGAUUUUGGGGGAUCAGGUGGAAAAGGCUGUCAAAGAUGCAUUUGCAAAUUUUCAACAAAGGCAAUGCUACAAGUGUGGCAAACAAGGGCACUUCAAGGAGGAUUGCCCACAAGUUACAAACAAUGCAGACUCAUCAGAUCCUUGUCCAACAUGUGGGAGAGGGAAACAUCAGGCAAGCCAUUGCCCUGCAAAAAACAAUGCGAAUGGAAGAACUCAGUCGGGAAACUUCAAAAGGAGCGCAAAUCGUCAACGUGCGACGACACAAGUAAUGGCGAUGACUCAAGAACAGGCUCUGCAAGGGGGACAAUCAUCGGGGAACAGCAGUCCAGCGCCCUCAGCAGGACAAUCAGCAGGAUCCCCUACGAUCCAGAGUUACUACCACCAGGGGCGCAAUGUAACUUGGCAACUUCCAAAGUGAUAUGUUUUUUGGAUGACAAUUAUGCAGUGAUACCCACUGGUGUCACUGGAUCUUUGUGGAAGAGACAGGACUUUCUAAUCAUAGGUAAGGACUGAAGCAGUGUUUUGGGACUUGUUAUUUACCCUUCUGUCAUUUCAGCAGAUCGCAAUGAUGAGUUGACAGUUUUAGCGAAGCCUCAUCAGCCACCAUUGAUCAUUCCUCCGAACACUUCGAUCACCAGGGCAAUUGCAUUGCCACCCCAUGCUGCAGAGCAAGUCUUGCCAGUGCUCCGGGAGCAAGAUCCUCCUUCAGGGAAUUUUCUCCCAUUUAUUGCCUAAGAGAUGGGAACUGAUACUUUGGAGACAAAAGAAGUGGCCAAGGUAUCAAAGUGGACAGGUGUGGUUUUGGUGCUAGACUGUUGCUGCCCAGAGGAUUCUCUGCCACUGCGAAGUUUUUGUCCUGCACUACUUUUAUUUACUGUGGGUGAGCUUCUGCUUGCAAGAGCAGCUAUUGAACUGGGACCUUUCCAACACCUGACCUCACUGGGAAGGGGACCCCCGACUCGCCUCCUCCUUCCAGGAGGGCACAUUUCCUGGAAGUGUGCUGCAGCUGCUUGCAGAAGCCUGGUUGCCACUGCCCAGCCCUUCUGUUUUUCUGCCGCUGCUUGGGGUUUUCCACUACAUUUUAACUCACCCCAUGUCUGCCCAAUCCCCUGGGGCUCCUGCUAUGGCUGCCCAGUUUCUACUACAUUUUUUUUUGCCACCCCAGGGGUCUGCUUGCCUCUGCUGUUCCAGCCUGCUGCUUUGAGGUUCCUGCUACAGUCCAUUUCACCAUCCUGAGGGGCACUGGGAUUGGCUGCUCCCGUGAGUUUGUAAAGGACACCCCUUGUCUAUCUUUCAUGCCGGCUGAGUUGCCAUUACCCAUGUAGAGAGAGGUGGCUGAGCUUGCACCACAGUAUCCCCUGCAGCCAUGGGGGAAUUAUUGCCCAUGCCCUGCCUGGCUGGGACCCAACAGCACCUGUGCUGACUGUGACCAUAACUACACCAAUGGGAAAGUGCUUGACAACUGAGAGAAGGCUCUUAUUGGGAUUCGUUUUUUUUCUGUUUGUUGUUGCUGUUGUUGUUUGUUUGCCUUGUUAUAUAUUGUCUUAGGUUACAAUGUAAGAUGUAACCAAAAGUAUGUAUCCCAUCACCAUCUCUAUAAACUGUUAAAACCAGGUGGGGCAGUGUUCUUUCUCUCAUCCAUGACCCAUCCCGGACAACUCCCUCGAGGAGCUAUCUUCUGUUAAUGGGCUAUCAAGUUUCACUGCAUGACUCAAAAUUACAUCAUCCCACUGUGAGAUGCUCCACCCAGGGGGAGGAACCAAGCAUUCCUACCUGGAUAUAAUCUGAGGUUUGGAACACCACAAGCAGCGUCAUCCACAGGAUUCCCAGAGGAAGACCAGACCCUUCUACCCCAUCACUGGACCUUCAGAGGAAGAUCACACCCUUCUACAGGAUCAUUGCUUCAACAGAACCACAUCUAUCACUCCAAGAGGAUUUCAGCCACCAUUUUAUCAGACUGCUACCAACACCAUGACCAACAGGGUGUCAGGUUGUAUUCUGACUCUGUCAGUGUUUCUAUACU